UGUUUUCGAAAAUUCUGCGCUCGGAAUCUUCAGAUGGCUGUGGAUGUUGUGUAUGCGAUUAUCUAGUUACUGUUUUGUUCCUAUGGAUAUGUACCUUUGCUAUGCCUCUUCAUGUAGAUCCACGUAAACACGAACUUCUGGAAGCUAGAAUUCAGGGAACUAACCAUAUUAGGUCAACCAAUAAUGCGCCUCGCUCCACAAAGUCUAAUUCGUAUGCUUCUGGAUAUAUGUUUCCAAUAACAGAAGAACCUUCCGGCACUCCAGAACACUCAGUUUUACGUGGUUCUUCCAGUCCAUUCAGUUCAGUCGGUGAACAUGACCUAAGUACUAGUAGCAGUGAGAUUAAGCCGGUUUCCACAGUAGUUCCUUCGAUAUCAGUUGAAAUCAAUGAAAGAAUUCCGAAUGCAACAGAUCCAGGCAAAAAGUUGCAUAACCCGAAUUGCCAUAACAGUAAUCGACUGGAGGUCACUAGUCCGGGUCUUAAUGUUCAAAAUCCUCAGAUCUACGUUCAGACGCAAGAAGAUUAUGUGACUUCACCUACGACUCCAAAAAAAAAGAGAAUCCCUUCAAGUUCUGUAGGAGAGUCUGACAACACAUCAAAUGACGGUCUUCUUACUUCCCUCGUAAAAUCGGACGAUAAGUUGAUAGAAGCUUCGGCUCCUGGUAUCCCAGCAAAUCCUCUUGGUUCGCCCCAAGGCCUGCAGUAUGUUUCAAGGUCGAACUCUAUUCAUACCCCAACCACUGUUGCGGGCAACAGUCCUGUGAAACAACCCUAUACAUUUGUAGAGGAAAAAAAUGCUCCAUAUCCCACAUUCCAAAUUUCCGUCCAACCAUCCGCAGCAUUUAUCGAAACAAACAAUCCUACAUACCACCUAUCUCCUUCGAUAGGACCACAUACUCCAACUCCUGGUGGACAAGGUGAUUCGUUGACAUCCCGAAACGGCACAAAGAAACGGCGAAAAUUAGUGAGUUCUGAUGAAGGUCAUACACCGAAACCUAAAAAAAUGGUUUGCCAAGAACGUGGUUCAAAGCGUAUCGAUGAAAUCUUUAAAUUCAUGCCUGGGCCAUUAUAUUCAUCCUGUGGUUCAACCAGUCCGACACAAAAUCCUCGCCUACAGAGUCCUUCCCCUACAGGUGCCCAUUCUCUUGAUAAUCAAAUGGUUGGAGUAAACCAUAAUUACAUCCCGUCGCUAAAUGAAGCUGUCACUACGAGCUGCGCAAGCAACGAUCAAAUGAUUAUUACGUCAGUAACAGGAAUUCAGUAUGCAAAUAAUGCACCUACUUUCCAGUUGUCACCUGUCCGUGCCAGCAGUACAGCAAGUUUAAGUGAUAGCUCCGGUGACAAUCCUGUAUCGAUGGUUGGGUUAAGUAUGGUUGCGAAUGUAAACGCGAAUCCAACUUCUUGUACAAUACCCUGCAAUGCUAAUCUAUUGCCUACUUAUUCUAACCUUCAGCUACCUGCUAAUCUUAAUUCAUCAUAUCCUCAAGUUGGACAACCUAGUGUUGGCUAUCUAAGCUCUGGAUCCUGUCCUAAUAAUCCCAUGACAUCAAAUAUUCCAGCCGUUUCUGAGUCACCCACAAACAACUUCAGAUCUCAUGUCGGGGUGCAAACAGAUGAAACUGUCACUCCACCGCCAAUUGCCGAAUGUGUGGAAGGUUCACAAUGCACAAACAUCACUACUUUGCAUAAUAAUCCUCCCUUAGUUACAACCGGUGGACCUGCUUCAUCUGUUCCAUUAACUGCAGUUGAGAGUCUUCAGCGUCGAAUAGCUGAUUUAGAACACGAAACUGUUGUUCAACGAGAGACCAUCACAAAAUUACAAGAUAAUGCCAUUCGUUCCCGCGAAAUGAUACGCGAAUUGCUGAUUGAAAAAAGUUUACUCGAAAGAAAGACUACACGUCAAAAAGUUAUGGAAAACCGUUUACGGUUAGGUCAAUUUAUCACCCAAAGACAGGGUGCUCAUUUUGAAGAGAAAUGGAUCGAAGGUUCGAGAUUUAAGGAAUUAGAUCAGCGCCGUAAGAAUAUUGAACUUGUUCGUGAAGAGAUUGAACGUAAAAAAAAACAAUGGAACAAGCGUAAACCAAAUGUUGGGGAUACUAAAAAGAGUACUAAAUCUAAAUACGAUGAAGUCUCUGUGGAUGAAUUUUAUGAACAAUUAGAAAUUUAUGAUUUACGUAAACAGAUGCUUGUUAAAGAAGAUAAAGAAAUUCAAAUGGAAUUAGAACGAUUAGAUCGAGAAAGAAAUUUGCAUAUUAGAGAAAUUAAACGAAUUUCUAAUGAAGAUGCAUCUCGUUUUAAAGAUCAUCCAUUACUGAAUGAACGAUAUCUUUUGCUCAAUUUACUGGGUAAAGGUGGAUUCUCGGAAGUUCACAAGGGUUUUGAUCUCGUAGCUAAUCGAUAUGUUGCUUGUAAAAUUCAUCAGCUUAAUCCUUCUUGGCCUAAAGAUAAAAAAGAUAACUACAUUAAGCAUGCGUUAAGAGAGAUUGAGAUUCACAAAACGUUACAUCAUCCGAGGAUAGUAAAAGUAUUCGAUGUGUUUGAUAUCGAUCAUGAUGCAUUUUGUACUGUACUUGAAUACAGUGAAGGUAAUGACUUAGAUUUCUUUCUUAAACAAAACAAAAGUAUUCCGGAACGUGAAGCCAAGUCGAUUAUAUGCCAAGUGGUUUCUGCUUUGAAAUAUUUAAAUGAACGUAAACCUCCUGUAAUUCAUUAUGACUUGAAACCAGGUAAUAUUUUACUGGGUUCCGGCCAAGUUGCUGGUGAAAUCAAAAUCACGGAUUUUGGUUUAAGUAAACUUAUGACAGAAGAUAAAUACAAUCCAGAGACUGGAAUGGAUUUAACCUCCCAAGGAGCAGGCACUUAUUGGUACUUACCACCGGAAUGUUUUGAGACAGGGCGGGAACCUCCAAAAAUAUCUUCAAAAGUUGAUAUAUGGUCUGUUGGUGUAAUUUUCUUUCAGUGUUUGUUUGGAAAAAAAGUUAGUUUUCUGUAAUUUCCCACUUAUUUUCAACAAGUUAUUAUUGUUCUUAAAAACUAAUUAAUUAUUUUACAUUUAUACUGCCUACCUUUUCUCUAACUACUACAUUUUAGGUACAGCAUUAUCUUUCCAUCGGAUAACUUAGCUUGAAGAAAUGGUCAGUUGCCAAACAGUUGAAGGCCAAGAAAGACUCGAUAGCUAAACAGAAAAGUUUUAAAAUUGAGUUAAAACUCCCAUAAACCACGUAUUUAAGUAUAGCCAUUUAUUUACUAGUAAUGAUAAGCCUUGGAAUAAAUCCUUGCAGUCCUACUGUUUAAUUGGUGACCAAUCAUAUCGAUAUAACAUAGUUAUAGCAGCGAUAUCAUUGAAUAAUCAUCUCUAAGUCGCUAGUCGAUCGAAGUUGAGUUCUGAUAAUCGUCUAAUGUGUCGUAUUUGUCACGAAACGGGAUGCGAUUCUCUUCCUCGAAAUGCAAAAUGUUGCUUCAGGAUUGGGUUACAUCGACACCCGAACUAGUGAUAGGGAGUGAAGUAGUUGAGUGUGUCGACCGCUUCACUUAUCUUGGAAGUCUCAUCAGCCCUUGUGGUCUGGUUUGUGACGAAAUCUCAGCAUGGAUACAGAAGGCUCGACUAGCUUUUGCCAACUUGCGUCAUUUAUGGCGUAGGCGAGAUAUCCGUCUAUCAACCAAAGGACGGGUUUACUGCGCAGCAGUACGUCCCGUCCUACUUUAUGGCAGUGAAACAUGGCCGGUAAGAGUAGAGGAUAUUCGUAGGUUACUAGUAUUCGAUCAUAGGUGUCUUCGAAACAUUGCUCGUAUAUCAUGGGACCAUCGAGUAAGUAAUGCAGUUGUUAGGAAACGGGUACUAGGUAAGGAUGGAAAAUCAAUUGGUGAAGUAGUGAAACUUCAUCAGUUGAGAUGGCUGGGACACGUGUUACGUAUGCUCAACGACCGACUGCCUCGACGUGCGAUGUUCAGUGGUAUAGGAAUAGGUUGGAAGAAAGCUAGGGGCGGCCAGACCAAAACAUGGCACAAGUCCAUGAAGUCACUGACAAGUGGUCUGAGUCAUGUUGAUAGGUGUAGACUACCUGGUUGGGGACCGCGAGAUGAUAGCAACCGAUGGUUAGAGACCCUGAAUGACAUGGCUCAAAAUCGUUUGCAUUGGCGAAGGUGCAUCCACUCUUUGUGUUCUCCCAAAUUCUAAUCUUCUGAAUUCUUCAUGUCCCCUUCUUUUUUCGUCUUUCUAAAUUUAUUUCACUGAAUUAUACUCUUUAAAUAACAUUUCCAAACCCUAAUCUUCCCGAUCACUGCUUACACUCUUGCUACCUCCACCACAAUGGGAUUUGAAUCGACAACUGCAUCUCUGUGUUAAGGUGGUGUGGCAACUCGAACUGAUGUACGUACGUACGAAGUUCUACGUUGUUACUGACUGACUGGUUUGUCACGAAAAUUGAAGUUCCUCAGGGUUUUUUCCCAUAUGAUGCAUUGCUGAGAAGUCCCAAAUCAGAAUGAAUCAAUUGUCAGGUGAUUUCUGGUUUAUUCAUUUCACGCCAUUCCAUGAUGAGAGAACCACUUUUUCUUUUUAAUUUUGAUAUUGAAGUAGUAUUACUGGUAUAUUAAGCAAUAGAUACAUUUUCGUUUGUUUUUUUCCAAUAUAUAGCCAUUCGGUCAUAAUAUGUCCCAAGCUGAUAUUUUGCACGAAAAUACAAUUCUCCAUGCACGAUCCAUUGUAUUCCCUUCCACUACAAAAGUUAGCGAUGGCGCAAAAGAAUUUAUUCGAAAGUGUUGUACGUAUAGAAAAGAUCUCCGACCGGAUGUCUUUCAACUUAGCAACGAUGAUUAUCUUAAGCCUAAAGCUCAACUCAAACAUUAUCUCGAUACAUCUACACUCCCUGGUCCUGUCGGUGUCCCACUAAAUAUGGCUACUCCCCCGCCUUCAACUUGUAUUGAUCCCUCUAUCCCCACUCCUGGUAGCAACCAGUGUAUAAUAUCUGGAUUUCCAACAAACAAUCCUGGAAAUUGCGCUGCCCAACCUCACCCACAACAUAUCCUUCAACAUCAACAGCAGGCCACAUCUUUCUCCGUGCUACAGAAUCAGGAAGCUACUCCAUCAUCACAGCCUUCAACCUUGCCACCACCAAAUCAGACAGAUUUUAUAACAAGACGUUGUAUUAGUUAAGCAAUAACUGAACAUUAUAAAGCGAAUAUUACACUUCAUCUUUGUUUAACUAAUACAACGUCUUACCAUAAAAGUUUUCUGAUUUGUGAGAAUAUCGAGUCAUUUCAUCGCAAUAUUAGCGAUCAGCGAUGCUGCUCCUUGCAAUAGUUUAGACUAUGAUCAUUGCUCUCUGUCUCUCUGUGUGUAUUGUCAAUUUCUUUUCAAUGUUGAAGCGUAAUAGUCUUUCAUAUUCCCAAUAGGAAAGAUUAUGCUGGAAAUCUUAGUAGAAUAAACCGCUUUUGUCUCUAACUUAUGCGUGAUGUUUCAAUAGUAUUUGAAAUGAAGUUUCAUAAUAAUAUCUAUGUUCGAUACCAUAUGUUUGAUUAUAACAAGUAAUUCCAAGCACAAGAUCUACAAUAUCUCUACAACUUCCCGUAUUAUAUUCAUUCAACUUGUAAAUAAAAAAAAUUUGUAUUAAAAAAUUUUAAACACU
Schistosoma margrebowiei is the source of this 5625-nucleotide messenger RNA. NCBI's taxonomy places the organism in Eukaryota, Metazoa, Platyhelminthes, Trematoda, Strigeidida, Schistosomatidae. The record is from the annotation of a GenBank genome assembly.